UAGCAGAUGUUCCCAAUCCAUUAAAAGGACAGGACCCUUUUGCAUUUUAAGCUAUGGGGCAUUAGAAAAAAAACACAAUAACCAUUCUCUGAUUUUUUUUUUUAACCUUCGUGGGGUCUUGCUAGAUGUGUGGGAGGGCAUUUUUUCCAGUAUCGUUAUGAUAAGAAGGAGAAGUAAUAAUUGGAUUCGUCCUUUAAUGGCAAUAGCAUCUACCUUUUCUGUUGUCCCUAAUGAUUUUCAGCUUUUGUCAUGUGUAAAGUUUUUAUCUACUACCAUUGAUUCACAUGGUGGUGGUGGUGUAGGAAAAUACCCUUUUAACAAUGCUACGGCUCUCAGGCUUUGGGGCUGCUGUUCUUCUUCUUCUUCUAAUGAUUCAAAUACAAGUUGUAACAAUAAGUAUGUGAAUGGGUUUCAGAGGGCACAUGCUUUUGCUCCAUCUCUCCCUCUCUUGCUACAUGAUGAUGCAGAGGGAGCUAGUACUAGUAAUGCUACUAAGCCUUCUGAUACUAACAGCAUUACAUCUAACAGAGGAAGCUGUGCUGGAUUCGUUAACCAGGAUUUACAUGACAAAAUUGUUGUGGCUGUUGAUGUUGAUGAAGUCCUUGGGAACUUUGUUUCAGCUCUCAACGAAUUUAUUGCAGAUCGUUACUCAUCAUACUAUUCGGUGUCUGAAUAUCAUGUUUAUGAAUUUUUCAAGAUAUGGAAAUGCUCAAGAGAUGAAGCUGAUAUCCGUGUCCAUGAAUUCUUCAAGACCUCUUAUUUCAAGACGGGAAUUCAUCCAAUUCCCGGUGCUCGACAGGCUCUUCAAAAGAUGUCUAGAUUCUGUAACCUGUCAAUUGUAACGUCCCGGCAAAACGCCAUUAAAGCUCACACAAUUGAGUGGAUUGAGAGGCAUUAUCCUGGAUUGUUUCAGGAUAUGCACUUUGGCAAUCACUUUGCACUGAAUGGGCAGUCUAUAGCUAAAUCAGAUAUUUGCAGGUCCUUGGGAGCAAAUGUUUUGAUUGAUGACAAUCCAAGGUAUGCUAUCGAGUGCGCGGAAGCUGGAAUCAAGGUUCUUCUCUUUGAUUAUGAAAAUUCAUACCCAUGGUCCAAGAGUGAGUCACUUAAUGGGCAUCCUAUGGUUAAGAAAGUGCACAACUGGAGAGAAGUGGAGCAUCAGUUAGUUUCAUGGAUAGUACCCAGGAAUUCCUCUCCAAAUUAGACUAAAAAAAAUAUGUAUGAUUUGUAUUCUAUUUGACUUCAUAUAUUAAACCAAUCGUAAACCUGCUUGAAGGCGAUCAAAACGUGAAGCCUCAGCUAUUAGAAGUUGGUAAUCAGUAGAAUAAUCGUAUCAUCUUUUAUUUUUUGUUCCA
Nicotiana tabacum (common tobacco) is the source of this 1352-nucleotide messenger RNA. RefSeq lists its product as uncharacterized. The record is from RefSeq and is a predicted model, not a curated record. NCBI's taxonomy places the organism in Eukaryota, Viridiplantae, Streptophyta, Magnoliopsida, Solanales, Solanaceae. Gene Ontology annotation, molecular function: 5'-nucleotidase activity. Gene Ontology annotation, biological process: deoxyribonucleotide catabolic process.